AUGAGGUCUUAUAUGAAGGACGGCCUGAGAAUAGGAUUCACCAAGGAGACUUCUACAGAUCAUAUCGAGGCUCUACCUCUGGAGAUAGCUAGGAAGUUUGAACUACUAUCGGGAAUCUGCGACAACAGGUCCAUACAAGAGUUUCCUGCUGCGAUAAUUAAAGAGAUAGUCGAAAUGUGCAAUGAUUUAAGAGACCUCGCUCCUCACUAUAACAUGCCUGAGGAAUAUGUUGAGUAUGUUAGAGAGAACAAGGAUGUCCUGGGAUACUUUGAGGAAUCCGAGAACAAUCUUAAAGGAGAGGAAAUGAGGAUAAUCAACAAGAGAAGGAUAUUCGAUGUCUUUAGGAGUAUGAUGGAGAAAAUGGAGGAGAUGUAG
Messenger RNA from Encephalitozoon intestinalis ATCC 50506, 375 nucleotides. RefSeq lists its product as uncharacterized. NCBI's taxonomy places the organism in Eukaryota, Fungi, Microsporidia, Unikaryonidae. The transcript has a single exon. Bases 1 to 375 code for a protein of 124 amino acids. The record is from RefSeq and is a predicted model, not a curated record.